Molecule: messenger RNA, 1694 nt
Organism: Paraphaeosphaeria sporulosa
Lineage: Eukaryota; Fungi; Ascomycota; Dothideomycetes; Pleosporales; Didymosphaeriaceae
Product: Emopamil-binding protein
Exons: 4
Coding region: 407-1225 (272 amino acids)
Biological process (GO): sterol metabolic process
Cellular component (GO): membrane; endoplasmic reticulum
Molecular function (GO): cholestenol delta-isomerase activity
Source: RefSeq, a predicted model, not a curated record
GGUGUCGUGGAGCGUGGGAGAGGAAGAGGAGCGGUUCGACUGGACUUGACAGAGGAUGUGGGGUAGUAGAGGCCGAAGUCCGUGGCGGCCACGAAGCCGCAAUUUCUCAGAUUUGAAGCCAAUAGGCCUGGAUCGUGAACUUUCGCGUCCGCAUGACCAUGGUCCGGUCACGCCAAGGCAGGGUCCAGCGGGCCGCCUUACCGCAACGAGUAACGGAGCCACUGGUACCCCACACGACAAUUGGACUUGCACCUCUUCCUUCGACGCGCCGUUGCCAGAUCUUGGAUUAUUGUCAUCCGAACUGGCUCGUGUGCUUCCGUGUGACUGACGCUCGGACGGCACUACACCGACACGCGACGGCACGACGCACCGCGGCCUACUUCGGCUGUAACGCAGCACACGCAGCAUGGCCUCGGGCUUCUGGGGCUCCAAAGCUGCUCCUCCACCACCGCCGCCGCCGCCCGUCCACCCUUCCUCGCCCCAGAUAGACGCCACGACCAUCGUCUCCCUCCUCUUCUUCGUGUCGCUCCUCGGGGCUGCCUACGCCGGCUCGGUCCGCCUCCUCCCGUCCACUUCCACCAAGAAGACCCGCGUGCUUUUCGUCUGGCACCUGUUCGAUGCGCUCAUCCACCUCUUCUUCGAAGGCUCCUUCCUGUGGAACUGCUUCUUCGUGAGCUACAGUCUGCCCACAAGCUUCAAUGCUGCGGCCAAGAAGCACCCCCGGAUCAAGCUGUUGACGCCGCCGGACGUGUACUGGCUGGGACGGGAGGACAGGAUAUAUGGCGCGAGCUAUGGCGAGGGCCUCUUUUCGAAGCUGUGGCAAGAGUACGCAAAGGCGGACAGGCGGUGGGGUGGGACGGAUCUGGGCGUCGUGAGUCUCGAGGUGUUGACUGUAUUCGUGGGCGCUCCGUUGGCCUUGUGGAUCUGCUGGCUCCUCCGACGCGAAGAGCGCAAAGGUGCGCUCAAGCGCUGGUUCUGGAUGAUCAUGCUCGCAACCGCCGAGCUCUACGGAGGCUGGAUGACUUUUGCGCCCGAGUGGUUUACGGGGAGUCCAAAUCUGGACACGAGCAAUUGGAUGUAUCUCUGGCUCUACCUCUUCACCUUCAAUGGCCUGUGGGUCGUGUUUCCCGUGUGGAUCUUGUACGAGGGGUACGCUGCUAUGAGCUCCGCUAUGAGCCAUGCCGAGAUGGUGGAUUUGGUGAAUUAUCUGAACAAAAAGGCCUGAUGCACGCAUUACGCCUGGAAAGAAAUGUGUGGGUGCAGCAGUAGGCGAGAUGCGGAGGUUGACCUGAGGAAGAAGAGAGGGUCGAGGAUGAAGGAGAGAAGGAGGGAGGAGUCGAUGCAUAGCACCAGCGUGAUGGAGACGCCUUUUUGCACAGAAGUCGAGCAUGCCUAUACCCCUUUCGCACCAAAGCUCGCACCUUACACUUACUGCUUGGACGCUUGACAUAGACUCUAGUCUUCUCGCCGUUUUCAGCGCGUACGACACUUCUCUAAGCGCUUCUUUCCUGUCCCGAAUUCUUUAGCUGAUCCUCCGAUUUUUGUUCCGGUGUCGCGUCUGCAAGUCGACCGCCUACCAGAACCCCCCACUAUAUCACACCCACCCGCACACGCGUGUGUAGACCAUGUCUUUUCCCCUUAGCCCAGCAUUGUCUCUUCACCACUCUAUCCUGUAUACAACGCCAACGAAUCAG